AUGAGACCUGUCCAAUAUUUCUGCCAACUUUUCCUGGUGCUGUUUGCAGGGGCCGCUGCUUUCCCUGUAACGGAGCUGUCAGGAGGGGAGGUGCGCCUGCCUGUAGCAGCCCUGUCCUGUUCAACCUGUGUCCCUCUGGCAAUGGAAAUCCGGAAUACAUCGGCUGAGCUCCGGAACACUCAGCUGUGUGAGUUUUUCUCGCUCUGUGAGCAAGACUGGAGCUCGCUGCUCACUUACGGUUUCGACCAGCCACACAUCCGAGCCCAGGACAGAUGCUUAAAGACAAAUUUCCACAAGGAAACGUGUUUGAAAGCGAUCGCCUCUGGCCUUCAGAAGUACAAGCCCUACUUGUUGUUGGUGGAAACAUCAAUCCCCAGUUCGAAUGACCGAGUAACAUGGAUGAGAUCCAGCACCCAGCAACUGGCUGAACUGAUCAUGAACCAGGUCAGUGCUGAGUUCGGCAUCACUAAUCUGCGUGAGGCUGAACAACAGGUUUCACCAUCAGAACAGGUGCCAAAAACAGACUGGAGCACACAGGUGACAGUGCAUGUCAUCCUUCGGGACUUCACUAAAUUUAUCGAGCUCACAGCCCGAGCCAUUCGCUUUAUGAGAACGCAAUCAAGUCUGUGA
This is a messenger RNA of Stegostoma tigrinum, 630 nucleotides long. Its product is annotated as interleukin-6-like. The coding region runs from base 1 to 630 and encodes 209 amino acids. The record is from RefSeq and is a predicted model, not a curated record. Gene Ontology annotation, biological process: positive regulation of cell population proliferation; T-helper 17 cell lineage commitment; immune response. Gene Ontology annotation, molecular function: growth factor activity; cytokine activity; interleukin-6 receptor binding. The transcript is spliced from 5 exons. NCBI's taxonomy places the organism in Eukaryota, Metazoa, Chordata, Chondrichthyes, Orectolobiformes, Stegostomatidae. Gene Ontology annotation, cellular component: extracellular region.